AUGCAUUUUUUAACAGUGAAAUCAACAGCCAUUGGUGCCGACGGUAUAAGUAUCAGCAUUCUGCUGUACAGCUGUCCUAUAAUUUUACCAUAUCUCACCCAUAUUUUUAAUCAUUGUCUAAAAUUCAAUGUAAUACCCAAAAUUUGGAAGCUUGCACAAGUAAUUUCCAUACCAAAAAAGAGCAACCCUGAAGAUGUGGGCGACCUUCGACCCAUCAGCAUCCUAUGUACUCCAUCAAAGGUCUUCGAAAUGAUUUUGGAUGCUAGAAUGAGGGACUUUGUUGCUAAAAAUGACAUUCUUCCAGAAAACCAAUCAGAGUUCAGAUCAGGUCACAGCUGCACAACAGCCUUGCUCAAAGUAACAGAUGAUAUCCGCAAAUACAUUGAUGAUGGCAACCUAUGCAUCUUAAUCUUAUUAGAUUUUUCGAAGGCUUUUGAUAAGCUAAACCAUGAUCUACGAUUGCUGUUCUUCGCUACUUGGGUUUUUCUAAAAGUGCGAUUCAUUUAUUAA
Molecule: messenger RNA, 510 nt
Organism: Acanthoscelides obtectus
Lineage: Eukaryota; Metazoa; Arthropoda; Insecta; Coleoptera; Chrysomelidae
Source: the annotation of a GenBank genome assembly